Molecule: messenger RNA, 1752 nt
Organism: Funneliformis geosporum
Lineage: Eukaryota; Fungi; Glomeromycota; Glomeromycetes; Glomerales; Glomeraceae
Source: the annotation of a GenBank genome assembly
AUGAAACUUGAGAUAUCUUUCUUAGUUUUGUUCAUAACAUCCGCGUUAUCAAACCCAAUUUUUGUUAGACAAGAACAUAAACGAAAUUUGGAUUUACAGACAAAUAUUUUUGAACAUUUUCUUCCAUUACCUAAAACUAAUACACCCGUAUCAAGAUAUUAUGAUCUUGUUGUGUCUCGAACAGAAUUAGCCCCAGAUGGAUGUCUAACAGAAGCAUUUACCGUGAAUAAUCAAUAUCCUGCUCCUAUAAUUCAUGUAAACAAAGGCGAUAGAAUUAUUGCCAAAGUGACGAAUCAUCUUGGUCCAAAUGAACCAACAGCAAUGCAUUGGCAUGGCAUGUUUCAAAGAGGAACAAACUGGUACGACGGGGUACCAGGAAUGGUAAUUGAAAAUUCAACACAAUGUCCCAUUCCUAAUGACGUGUCAUUUGUAUACGAUUUUUCAACUGGUAAACAAUCCGGCACCUUUUGGUACCAUGCACAUAUACGGGGACAAUAUGCGGAAGGCAUUCGAGGUCCAUUAAUCAUUCACGAUCCUGAUGAUCCUUACCGUGAUAACUACGAUUAUGAAUAUGCCGUGACACUUUCGGAUUGGUACCAUGAUAGAAUUGCAGAAUUGAUAGAGAAAAGAAUGGCACCAUCUUAUGGUGUUGGUCGUUAUGACUGUUCUGCCGCUCCAGCGGGAAGCAAAUGCCAAAAAGACAAUCCAUUGGCGGUGUACAAAUUUAAAUCCGGUAAAAGAUAUAGGCUUCGUUUAAUCAAUACAAGCGCAAUGGCUCACUUCAUUUUCUCGAUCGAUUCCCAUCCGCUCAUGAUUAUCGAGGCAGAUGGAUCAUACACAAUUCCAUACACGGUCAACAGAUUGCCUAUUGCUAUUGGCCAACGAUAUUCUGUUAUCGUUAAAGCCGAUCAAAAAAUCGAUAAUUAUUGGAUUCGAGCAUCGAUUGAUAGUAGAUGUAUACUGAAUACUACUGAAACGCUCAAUUCCAAUUCUGCCAUAAAUUAUAACGUUACAGGAAUUUUAAGAUAUAUCGGAGCAGAGAAAAUUGAACCAACGACCACCGCUUUUACUGAAGAACUUCCAGUUUGUCUUGGUGUUCCCCAAAAUAAUUUGAAAUUAUUAAAGCCUGAACCAGUUCCUGGACCUGUUACGGAUCACAUUUUGUUUAACGUCACGUUUGGCACAGAUCAAUUUAAUAUUUCACGUGCCUUUAUUAAUAAUUCUUCGUUCGUUGGGGACAUUAAUGAUCCGACAAUAAAGAAAUUGGCGACGCAUGAGAUAAAUUCGGUAGCUGAAAUCCCUCUUAAGGCAAAUGCUUAUCCUUUAGAAAACCCAGAUGGAGUCGUUGAUAUUACAAUUUUAAAUUCAAAUGGUGGGAUUCAUCCGUUCCAUUUACACGGACAUAUAUUUUAUGUGCUUGGUACUGGACCAGGAUUGGUAGUCGACGAAUCUCUAUUGAAUUUAGUGGAUCCAUUUCCUCGUGACGUAUUCUCAGUGAAUGCAACCAGUUGGGCUAGAUUUCGUUUCAAAACUAAUAAUCCCGGUGUCUGGUCUUUCCAUUGUCACAUCGAGUUUCACGUUGAAAUGGGAAUGAUCGCGCAAUUGGUAGAGUUACCAAAUGAAUUAUCAAAAGUACAAUUACCGGAACCCGUUCUUGACCUGUGUGAAAAAUAUUCAUCAUCAAACAAGCCCGAUUCCAAAAAAAGAAGCAAUAAUAGAUUAAAGGUUGACAUGAAAGUACUUAAAGUGUAA